CAUACUCUUGUGGUACCGUCUUCAUCUGUGUAAACAUGGCGGAAAAACACGAAUCCGAUGGGCCGAAAUUAUCUGAGGUUUUUGAACGAGGGUGGAAAAUACAGAGGGAUGUAGAGAAAAGCGAUGAGCCGACGGGAUCUUCAAAGUUACAGGACCAAGUGAAAGCAGGGAUGGGGUUACUGGAGCAGGCUGCACACAUGGUGCGAGAACUCCAGCUCUUCAGUGAAAAUGAAGAGCUUCAGGAAGUGGCCACGUGCAACAUCAGAUACCUGCUGCUGCCAGCCCUGAUGAGUGACCUGACUAUGCGACACAUGGGUGAGGACAGGCUGGCUCUGGUGCAGAAGGCCAAGGAUUAUCUGACAGAGUUCCUGAAGGUCUGCAAGGCUUAUGGUGUGACUUCUGAGGAGUACCAGUCUGGUGAGUCUAGCAGCAGUAAGGCCGGCCCCACAGACAUGGCAGCCAUGUCCAGACAGAGGGAGGCGACCAUCGCUCGCUUCAGACAACAGAAGGAGAAGGAGCAGAAACUGGAGGCCAUGAGGGUUGCCAUGGAAACAAGGGAAGAGGAUGACGAAGUACAGCGUGAGUACUACACAUUGCUGGUACAGAAAUGGGUGUACACGGCCUUCAGAGAGCUGUCCAGUAUAGACCAGGAGCUGGAGAUUUUACACAUGAUGGCCAGUAGACAGCAGGGAAAACAAGACUCACAACCACAGGAACAGAAGAAGGCACAGCCACAUAGAAAGCCCCUGAAACCCUUCAUCCUGACCAGAGACAAGCUGCAGGCACAGGUGUUUGGUGCCGGCUAUCCCAGCAUCCCCACCAUGAGUAUGGACGAGUACCUGCAGAAGGAAGUACAGGAGGGAAAAAUCCCAGCCGAGGCACUAAACAGAGUCCCCGAGCCCACAGAACCAGGUGACUACAACGUGCGGCGAGUCGUUCCUGACGAGGCUGCGGAGGCGGAGAGGAAACAGAUGGAGGAGGAGGAGAAGGAAGAAAGAGACGACGAGGAACAGCUCAGGAAGCAGCGCGAAUUUGACGACUUCAAAGAUGAUCACAGACGAGGUUGGGGAAACAGACAGAACAUGGGCUGAGGUUCACUCCCAGGAUUCCACAGGCUGUCACCUCUGCGAGCUAAACAAAACUCGCUUCAUCAUUUUUUUACUCAGAAGUUCAGCAAAAAGAAAUCCAUCACUUUUGUAAUCAUAUUUUUCCUGACGGAUGCUACCAGUGCUGCAGUUGUCAGUCAUGGUCCGGAUCCCCCCCAUGCGACCCCAACUGUGAACCCAUCCCAACCUCCAGCCUCCAGAUUACUCUGGUCCUUUCUCCAACAGACUACAAACAAGGAACUAGCUGUACCUUAGCGCUGGCUAUAUACAGGAUAAAACCUCUGCAAUACGAACAGAACUUGUUUGAUUAUUCUGUACAUGUACUCGUGAAUUUUGCAGAGAAAAUACAUUGAGUCUGCACUCCUUUCUAUUCUACUGUGCAUGCCAUUUUAUUUAAUCGUUGUCCAUUUGCCAAAUUUCCAAUCCAGGACAACAGUAAAACUAUCAUAUAAUGCAGAUUAUAGCCACGAAUAAAGAAUUACAUACAGUUUGA
Branchiostoma floridae (Florida lancelet) is the source of this 1599-nucleotide messenger RNA. RefSeq names its product immunoglobulin-binding protein 1-like. The record is from RefSeq and is a predicted model, not a curated record. Bases 36 to 1091 code for a protein of 351 amino acids. The transcript is spliced from 9 exons. Lineage: Eukaryota; Metazoa; Chordata; Leptocardii; Amphioxiformes; Branchiostomatidae. Gene Ontology annotation, biological process: regulation of signal transduction; regulation of dephosphorylation. Gene Ontology annotation, molecular function: protein phosphatase 2A binding. Gene Ontology annotation, cellular component: cytosol.